Gloeophyllum trabeum ATCC 11539 is the source of this 890-nucleotide messenger RNA. RefSeq lists its product as uncharacterized. Lineage: Eukaryota; Fungi; Basidiomycota; Agaricomycetes; Gloeophyllales; Gloeophyllaceae. The record is from RefSeq and is a predicted model, not a curated record. The coding region runs from base 9 to 608 and encodes 199 amino acids. The transcript is spliced from 3 exons.
GUUUGAAUAUGCUGAAACGCGCCCGCCCUAUCACUCCGCCGCCGCCACCUGAAGAGCCACUAAUACCAUCCUCAUCCGACUAUUCCCAGCGCGACAUGAAACGGCGCAGAACAGCAGCACCCAGCUUGGACGGACCGUCUCGUGGGUGGGCACCACUAGAUGCAGACUCUGGCGACGAAGACGAUGAGGUGGAUGAAUGGCAGUUGGAUGACAAUGACGGUCGCACUGCUGAGUAUUCGCGGGAGACCUCUGAGCGAUACAGGGCGUCCAACACGUUACUUCACGACUUGCAUGCGGAAUAUCAGCAUAGGUUAUUGUUUAUGCCGUCGCCAUCCCAGCACUCCAGAAGUGAUAUGCAAUCAUAUCCACCGCACCCUUCUAUUACCAGCUGCCCAGCCAAACAAGAUGUACUGCGAUUGUCCGACAGGCCUAUCAUGGUCGAACGCAACGGACAUCUGCAUCGGCAUACAAAUCUAGAUAUACAAGGAGAAAAGGAGGGUAUAGACACGGCAGAAGGACUUCGGGUGAAAGAGAGAUACGAGGAGAGCAACAGACUGCUGCGAUCAUUAGUUCUCAGCAGAAGACGAGAGUCGACGGAAGGUACCUGAAGCCACAAUUCAUAAUGAAUGGGGUAGAGUUAUCAUAAUACGAUCUGCUAUAUUUAUGGGCGAUAAUAUGCGCCGUCCUCGCAUUUUUUUCUCGAGUUCGCAUUUCCAUCGGCAUCCUCGCGCAACUUCAACUUUCACAUCAUCAUCAUCAUUGCUCUGCAUCAUGCCCAGUAUUAUGUAUCAGUUUAGGCCGCUUUCUUCUCUCUUCUUCCCAGACUCUGUAUCGUUCUUUGCAGAAUGAGUAAUAAUGCCUUCCAAGAUGCACGUGGAUCAGCAUCAUCA